This is a messenger RNA of Synchiropus splendidus (mandarinfish), 3079 nucleotides long. RefSeq names its product RNA binding motif protein 25a (gene rbm25a). The record is from RefSeq and is a predicted model, not a curated record. NCBI's taxonomy places the organism in Eukaryota, Metazoa, Chordata, Actinopteri, Syngnathiformes, Callionymidae. Gene Ontology annotation, biological process: regulation of alternative mRNA splicing, via spliceosome; mRNA processing. The transcript is spliced from 18 exons. Gene Ontology annotation, molecular function: mRNA binding. Gene Ontology annotation, cellular component: spliceosomal complex. The coding region runs from base 195 to 2783 and encodes 862 amino acids.
AUGAUUUCCCACAAUUCAUUGCGAACUCAUCACAAGGCUCGCGGCUAUGAAUGCAGAGCGGACCGGUGUCUUGUGAAACGGGAACAUAAAGCUACUUCUAUUCCAGUUGUGGACUGAAAUUGAACUGUCUAUAGGGAAUAAAAGACAACUCGAUCUGUUAUCGGUGUGCGCCUCCAUCCACUCUUGGGAGCAAGAUGUCGUAUCCUCCGCCAAUGAACCGCCCGACAAUUGGCCUCCCACAGUUAACACCGAGGAUCCCCCCUCCUCAGUUUGCCAGCUUUGCCCCGCCAGGAACAACUAUGAUUCCAGUGCAUAUGGGCGUAGUGGCUCCCACUCCAGCAGUUCUCGUCCCCACCACAAUAUCACAGAAGCCUGUUAUUAUAAAGAAGGAUCCUGUGAACCUGAGACCCAAGGACCCUGACAUCGGCAACGGCCCCACCACCACUGUGUUUGUGGGGAAUAUCUCAGAAAAGGCUUCUGAUAUGCUGAUCCGACAGCUUCUUGCCAAAUGUGGCAUAGUUCUCAGCUGGAAGAGGGUCCAAGGUGCCUCAGGAAAACUUCAGGCUUUUGGUUUCUGUGAGUAUAAAGAGCCUGAGUCCACGCUGCGUGCGCUCAGACUUCUGCAUGAGCUGCUGUUGGGUGACAAGAAGUUGUUGGUCAAGGUUGACGCCAAGACCAAAGCCCAGCUGGAUGAGUGGAAGGCAAAGAAGAAAAGUGCCAAUGGCGGAGGUGCCAGUGAGCCAAAGAAAGAGGGUGAAGAGGAAGAAGAGAUUCUCGAUGAAGAAACCGUGCGCCGUGAUGAGGUGGUCAAUGGGGCGAUAGAAGUUCUCAUCAAAGAGUAUUCCAGCGAGCUCAACGCCCCAUCAGGGGACGCUGACAGUCAACAACGCAAAAAGAGGAAAGAAAAGAAAGAUGAGGACAUCAAUGCUAUGGAGUUGGAGGACGACAAGAGAGACUUGAUUUCCAGAGAGAUCAGUAAAUUCCGAGACACACACAAGAAACUGGAGGAGGAAAAGGGCAAGAAGGAGAAGGAGCGACUGGAGCUCGAGAAGGAAAGGAGGGAGAGGGAGAAGGAGCGGGAGAGAGAGAGGGAGCGGCGCGACCGGGAGAAAGAGAAGGAAAGGGAGCGGGACAGAGACAAGGAGCGCGACCGAGACCGGGAUCGCGAGCGCGAACGGGACCGGGAACGAGAGCGGACUAAAGAACGAGAGAGGGAGCGGGACAGGGGAAGAAGUCGGGAUGUCAGUGAGAACCGCAGCAGGUCCAGAGAGCGGACCAGAGAGGAGAAGAAGCGCGAUCGUGAGGAGGAUGACGAAGACGUGUACGAGAGGAGGCGGCUGGAGAGGAGACUCAGAGACAAGGAGGCGGCGUACCAGGAACGCCUGAAAAACUGGGAGAUCCGCGAGAGGAAGAAGUCUCGCGACUACAGCAAAGACCUGGAGAGGGACGACGAGCGCCGCCGUGAAACGAUAAAAGAGGCCAAGAGACUGAAGGAAUUCCUUGAAGAUUACGAUGACGAAAGGGACGACCCAAAAUACUACAGGGGCAGCGCUUUACAGAAAAGAAUUCGUGACAGAGAAAAGGAGAUCGAUUUAGAUGAAAGGGACCGUAAGAGGGAGAAAGAGGAGCUGGAGGAGAUCAGACAGAGGCUGCUGUCUGAAGGUCACCCCGACCCUGACGCUGAGCUGCAGAGGAUGGAGGAAGAGGCGGAGCGUAAACGGCAGGCGCCAUUAAAACUUGAACCUGAGGAGCACGUCCACAAGGAGAAGAGUCACAGGGAUCGGGAACGUGAGAGAGACCGGGAACGGGAGCGGGAGAGGGAACGGGAGAGAGAGAGGGAACGGGAGCGGGAACGGGAGAGAGAAAGAGACCGGGAGCGGGAGAAGGAACGGGAGAGGGAACGGGAACGUGAUCGUGAAAGGAAGCCGCCAGCGAGACACAUUGAGCCGGCGCCGCGGGUUCCUCCUCAGCCACAUUCCGAUGAGGAUGUGGAGGAGGCGGAGGCUGACAACUAUCAUCAUCAUGAUGAAGACUCCCAAGACUCCAAACCGCAGAUCAUCAAACCGCUCAUGCGACCAAUCACCACCGCUCCAUCGCUGUCCUCUGCCAGCGGGAACGCCACCCCCAACACGCCCGGCAACGACUCCCCCUGCGGCAUCAUCAUCCCAGGCGAGAACACGCCAGACUUGCAGCCUCUGGCCGAGAACAGACCCAAGAUCGGCCUGAGUCUCAACCUGGGAGCCACCAACAGUCCCAGUCAGCUUAGCGUUGGGAAGCGGAAGAAGCUGGCUCCAGUGGAAAGCGUUUUCAACAAGUUCGAUGAUGAGGAGGCCGAUGAGCAGCCGCGCAAAAGGAAGCUGGUGCCGCUGGACUACGGCGACGACGAAAAGAGUCUGGGGCUGGACGGGGCGGAGCUCUCCGGGGGCAAAGGCAGCGUCAACACGGAGGAGAAGCGGAAGCACAUCAAGAGCCUAAUCGAGAAGAUUCCCACUGCCAGGCCCGAGCUCUUCUCCUACCCUCUGGACUGGACCAUGGUGGACUCGAAUCUAAUGGACCGACGCAUUCGACCGUGGAUCAAUAAGAAGAUCAUCGAGUACAUUGGAGAAGAGGAAGCCACUCUGGUGGAUUUUGUCUGUUCAAAGGUGAUGGCUCACAGCACUCCUCAGGGCAUUCUGGACGACGUAGCAAUGGUGCUGGAUGAAGAAGCCGAAGUCUUCAUCGUCAAAAUGUGGAGGUUGUUGAUCUACGAAACCGAAGCAAAGAAGAUUGGGCUGGUAAAAUAAGCAUCGGGCGCCUUCUGCUCCUCGCAGUUUCAGCAGACUGAAAACAUGCACAUGCCUUCUCAGACCCGUCAGCGAAACGCUGUCUGCCUUGAGUGUUUGGAAGGAGGGAGGCGUUAAUGUUGCGUUCAUGUUGGAGACAUUAAUGCAUGAUAAAAGUUCAGUUGUACUUUUAUUUUCCUUGAUAUGACGAAGUAAGAAGUGCUUUUUAUUAAUGGUUCCGUACAUUCUGCUUUGAUUUUUCUGUUGUAUCGAGGCACUGUGUAAACUAAUAAAUAUACCUUUGUUUAAUUUUUAAA